Messenger RNA from Dovyalis caffra, 2091 nucleotides. NCBI's taxonomy places the organism in Eukaryota, Viridiplantae, Streptophyta, Magnoliopsida, Malpighiales, Salicaceae. The record is from the annotation of a GenBank genome assembly.
AUGAGAGUCUUCAGGCUAGUCUUCCUUGUGGUGUUUCUUGGAUGGCUCAUGAGUUGGAUUAUGUUGCCGACAAAGUUAUACAAAAAUAGGAGGACUCCCAGUGCCAAGCUAGACAGCAAACUUAAUUCAACAUAUUUUGCAGCACAAGGCACAAAUCUUCUGCUCUUUUCUUUCCCUGUCGUUUUCAUAGCUGCCUUAGGGUCUGUUUAUCUCCAUUUACAGAAGAAGCUGGAAAAGCCAAAAUCCAAAAGUGUUGUUACAAGAAAUCAUUUGUCCUUCUUAAGACGUCCAGCAAUUGUGAUGGCUCCUCUUGGAAUUGUGACUGCAAUGGAGCUUGCUUUUGCAGCCAUGUUUAUUGCACUCUUGAUCUGGUCUCUUGCCAACUACUUGUAUGUCAAUUUUGGGCAUCUCUACAUGAGUAAAGUAGGGGAGAAAGUGUGGAAAGCUAAGUUUCGAAGUGUGUCAUUGAGAAUUGGAUAUGUUGGAAACAUAUGCUGGGCAUUUCUCUUCUUUCCUGUCACACGAGGAUCUUCGAUUCUGCCUCUCGUUGGGCUUACAUCUGAAUCCAGUAUCAAGUAUCAUAUCUGGCUCGGUCAUCUUUCCAUGAUUCUUUUUGCUGCACAUACCGUCGGUUUCAUCAUAUACUGGGCGAUGACUAAUCAAAUGGCUCUGCAGAUGCUGGAAUGGAGCAAAACCUGGGUAUCAAAUGUUGCUGGAGAGAUUGCAAUUGUUCUUGCAUUAGCAAUGUGGGUGACUAGCUCUUACCGUAUUAGGCUUAAAAUGUUUGAGGUUUUCUUCUACACCCACCAACUAUAUAUUCUCUACAUAGUCUUCUAUCUAUUGCAUGUUGGUGCUGCCUACUUCUGCAUGAUAUUGCCUGGGAUCUUCCUCUUUAUCAUCGACCGAUACCUGAGAUUCUUACAGUCACAGCGACGGGCAAGAUUAGAGUCAGCUCGUCUCUUACCUUGUGGUAGUAUCGAGCUGACUUUCUCCAAGAGUCCAGGGCUGUAUUAUAAUCCAACAAGCAUACUUUUUCUAAAUGUCCCUAGCAUUUCGAAACUACAAUGGCAUCCUUAUACUAUAAGUUCAAGCUGCAAUAUGGAGCAAGAAAAGCUAAGUGUAGUUGUCAAAAGACUGGGAAGUUGGUCCCAAAAGCUUUACCAAGAAAUUUCUUCUCCGCUGGAACGUCUUGAAGUAUCUGUUGAAGGACCCUAUGGACCUGCUUCAUCUCAUUUUCUAAGGCAUGAGUUGCUGGUUUUAGUGUGUGGAGGUAGUGGCAUCGCUCCCUUUAUAUCCAUAAUCCGAGAGAUCAUGUCCGAAAGCUCGAAACCGAACUGUCAAAUUCCUCGAGUCCUUCUUGUUUGUGCGUUCAAGAACGCAGCUGAUCUUGCCAUGCUAGACCUUUUGCUUCCGAUCAAUGGCACACCUGCAAACAUAUCCCAAAUGCAGCUGCAAAUUGAAGCCUAUAUCACAAGAGAGGAAGAGCAGCCUAUCGCAGAUAACCUAAAGCUUCUCCAAACCAUUUGGUUCAAACCAAACCAAAUGGACUCGCCGAUUUGUGCAGGUCUAGGCCACAACAAUUGGCUAUGGCUUGGUGCAAUAAUAGCUUCAUCAUUUGUCAUGUUCCUUCUCAUACUAUGCAUCGUCACGCAAUACUAUAUCUACCCAAUUGAUCACAACACUGAGGAGAUAUACCAUUUUUCCUAUUUUGUACUUUGGGACAUGUUUUUGCUUUGUGCCUGCAUUUUUAUAACUUCUAGUGCAGUCUUUCUUUUCUGCAAGAAAGAGCAUGCCAUGGAAGGGAAGCAAAUUCAGAACUUAGAAGUUUCUACUCCUACAGCAUCACCAGGUUCAUGGUUUCACAACUCCGAUAGAGAGCUCGAAAGCCUUCCUCAUCAAUCACUUGUUCAAGCUACCAAGGUGCAUUUUGGUGCAAGGCCUGAUCUUAAAAGAAUUUUGUUCGAUUGCAAAGCCUCAGAUGUUGGAGUCCUAGCUUGUGGACCAAGGAAAAUGCGACAUGAGGUUGCCAAAAUUUGUUCAUCUGGUUUAGCAGAUAACUUGCACUUUGAAUCCAUUAGCUUCAACUGGUGA